GUGUGUGCAUUAUUAUGCUGGCUUCGAGGAAAAUCGUUUAGCUUGGGAUCGAGGAUCGGAGUUUUGACACGGCAUUUUUGAUAAACUGUGUUUGUCGAGUAGAUAGCGAAGUCGGCAUUGAGGGAGGGUAGAACUGUUUUGGUCUUCGCUGAAGAUGAAUACUCUUUUAUUUCUCGUUAUUGGUUGUGUGGUGUGUUUAACCUCAGCCCAACCAGCUGAAGAUGAAGUGAAAUCAUUGCCUGGUGUAUUUAAUCCACAACUUUCUUCGAGGCAAUACUCCGGUUAUCUCAGCGCCUCCAACACGAUCAAACUGCAUUACUGGUUUGUAGAAUCUGAACGAGAUCCUGUGAACGAUCCUUUAGUUUUGUGGAUGAAUGGUGGACCAGGAUGCAGUUCUUUGGAUGGUUACUUGUCUGAGCUUGGACCAUAUCUGAUUAAUCCUGAUGGGACAACUCUAACACCAAAUCCAAAUAGUUGGAGCAAAGUGGCCAACGUUAUCUUUCUUGAAGCACCAGCAGGAGUUGGGUUCUCUUACUCCGAUGAUCAGAAUUACACCACGAGUGACAAUGAGACUGCUAAGAACAACUACCUGGCACUACUUGAUUUCUUUGCCAAGUUUCCGAACAUGGCCAAGAAACCUUUCUUCAUUACUGGUGAGAGCUAUGGAGGAGUAUAUGUCCCAACAUUGUCCGUUAAAGUCAUGGCUAAUGCAUCCAUCAACUUCCAGGGCUUUGCAAUUGGGAAUGGUCUUCUAGAUUCAGUAAUGAACACCAAUACUGCAGUAUACUACGCUUACUAUCAUGCUAUCAUUGGAGAAGAUGUUUGGGCCAAGCUACAGCAGUACUGUUGUAAAGAUGGCAAGUGUAACUUUGCUGCACCACCAAACCAGCAAUGCCAAGACUUGGUAAUAACCGUUCAGAAUACAAUGAUGGGUAUUGGGAUUAACCCAUAUGACGUCACCGGUGACUGUGCUGGCGGAGUACCAGGUCAUUCUUCACUUCAGAAACAAAACACUUUUCUCAAACACUUCUUUGAACCAUCAUUUCUUAAAGCACUAAAGAACCCCAAAGGCAAUGGGUCUGUCAGCUUUGAUAGUAACAACGUGAUUCCUUGCAUCGAUGCUGGACCUCAGACUCAAUAUUUGAAUACUGCUGAGGUCAGACUAGCCCUACACAUACCUGACAAUGUUAGCAAGUGGGCAAUUUGCAGUGGUGUUGUUGGUGCUAACUACAAAAGACAGUAUCAAACCAUGAAGGAUCUUUUCAAUAUGCUACUCCCAAAGCACAGGGCACUCAUUUACAACGGAGAUGCUGAUAUGAUGUGUAACUUCCUUGGUGAUCAAAAGUUUGUUGCAUCAUUACAACAGAAAGAGUUAGGACCACGUAGGCCUUGGAUUCAUGCUAAGCAGAUUGCUGGUUUUGUACAUGAAUAUGACCAGAUUACAUUUAUGACUGUUAAGAAUGCUGGUCAUAUGGUUCCUUCGUUUACUCCUGGUGCUGCGUUGCAGAUGAUUACCAACUUCUUAAAUAAUAAACCACAAUAAGCUUAGAUUAGUAAAUACAUGUAGGAAUAUGUAGUAUAACAGUUAGCAGUAAACUAUUACAUAAAUAUUUCAUUGAAUUUAUUUCAAUUUUUGGGGUUAUGAAACGAAGGGAUCUUAAAAAGCACCUAGCGCGAUGACCCGUAGUUUGGAAGAUACCUGUGUAGAAAAGAAGAUGAAAAAGACUCAGCUUUAGAUCUUGAAGAAAAACUCCAAAUAGUGAAAAACCCUAUCUUUAGACAAGGACUGAAAACCCAGGAAGAAAGAAGGGGAAGUAAACACUCAACCAAUCUAGGUGCCUUCAAAAUAGAUGAUAAACGUUUUUCUUGAAAGGACUUCAUCAGCAGACUUUUACUUUUCUAUUCUGUGAAAAUAUUUUCACAUUUUUUCCCCCUUUUUUUUCUUCUUCUAAAUUUAAAGUUGAAAAAAGAAUUUGAUCAGGCUACUGAUGGAAUGUAAAGUAUUUAUGUAGUCAUCUUUAAUUUCUUUGUCUCACCUUCUGCAAAGUUCUGCAGUGAAACAUUUACUUAAAGUGAAACUUUCACUAAUUUCAAAGUGAUCACCUCAAGUUUGCACUGGCUGUUUUUCAGUGUACAUCAACCUUUACAGAACUCAAAAAAGAUAUUUCAGUUUUAGAUUUGGGAUUUAAAUCUUAUUGGGAAAACUAAUAUGAUUAGGUAGGCAAUAAAAAAUCCAAUCCACAUGUUAGGCUGACGUCUGAGGUGGGAUUCGAACCAGGGUCCACGAGGUGAAACAAUGGGUAGAUACCACAAAGCCAACCUGAAUAUGGGUAGAUACCACAAAGCCAACCUGAAUAUGGGUAGAUACCACAAAGCCAACCUGAAUAUGGGUAGAUACCCCAAAGCCAACCUGAAUAUGGGUAGAUACCACAAAGCCAACCUGAAUAUGGGUAGAUACCACAAAGCCAACCUGAAUAUGGGUAGAUACCACAAAGCCAACCUGAAUAUGGGUAGAUACCACAAAGCCAACCUGAAUAUGGGUAGAUACCACAAAGCCAACCUGAAUAUGGGUAGAUACCACAAAGCCACCCUGAAUAUGGGUAGAUACCACAAAGCCAACCUGAAUAUGGGUAGAUACCACAAAGCCAACCUGAAUAUGGGUAGAUACCACAAAGCCAACCUGAAUAUGGGUAGAUACCACAAAGCCAACCUGAAUAUGGGUAGAUACCACAAAGCCACCCUGAAUAUGGGUAGAUACCACAAAGCCACCCUGAAUAUGGGUAGAUACCACAAAGCCAACCUGAAUAUGGGUAGAUACCACAAAGCCAACCUGAAUAUGGGUAGAUACCACAAAGCCAACCUGAAUAUGGGUAGAUACCACAAAGCCACCCUGAAUAUGGGUAGAUACCACAAAGCCACCCUGAAUAUGGGUAGAUACCACAAAGCCAACCUGAAUAUCUAGUGGACACCAUCAGUAGCAAAUAAGAUUCUAACUAAAAUGUUUUUGUAAACUGACUCGACGGGUGGAAUUUUCAAACUCACAACGAAAAAGGAACAUGUAGUAUAUCAGCUUCAUGUUAGACAGUUUCUUUAUUUAUUCAACACCGACUAAAAAGAUGUAAAAUGAGUUGCCAAUGAAUGCCUGAACUAGAGUAAUACUGACUGAUGAAAAGGGGAUUAUUUAUACACAUUAAUAAGGAAUCUUUUGUACUAUGCUAUAAUGAAAGAAAACAAAAUACUUAAAAUUAUUAUAAUAUGCUGAGUGAAAGAUUUUCACACAAUUAGUUUUUGCUGAUUAUUUUCAUAAUGCUUGAAGUUUUCUUCUUUCUUGCCUAGUACUUUCAUCAUGAUUUUCAUGAAUGUUUUACUUUCUAACAGUACUGUAAUAUUAUUGCAGAUAAUAGGUAUAAGACUACAGAGGUAUUUAUAGUGUUUGUAAAGUUAACAGCAGGAAGCCUCUGUCGACAAAGAAUUUAUGAUUAUGUUCAUGUAUAAGUAUAAGUUCAAAAUGACAGCAAGGCCUUUCAUUUACAAUGAAUGCCCAGUAGUCUAACAUCAGGAAGGUAGGAGAUUCAAGUACUUGAUUUCACAUUAUUGAUAAGAUCAAAUUAAAAGGCACAUUGUUUGUUUUAAAAAGCUGGGCUCCUUUAGUUGUUGAUAAAUUUAUCAAACUGUCUCAGAUUUUGCUUUUAAAAACAUAUUUAAAUCAAAAGGAAUUGCUUUACACAAUUUGUAGGUUAAUUAAUUUUCUUCAAUAACAGUAAAAUAAUGAA
This is a messenger RNA of Asterias rubens (European starfish), 3773 nucleotides long. Its product is annotated as lysosomal protective protein-like. Gene Ontology annotation, molecular function: serine-type carboxypeptidase activity. The transcript is spliced from 9 exons. The record is from RefSeq and is a predicted model, not a curated record. The coding region runs from base 155 to 1543 and encodes 462 amino acids. Gene Ontology annotation, biological process: proteolysis. Lineage: Eukaryota; Metazoa; Echinodermata; Asteroidea; Forcipulatida; Asteriidae.